This is a messenger RNA of Mizuhopecten yessoensis (Yesso scallop), 1708 nucleotides long. Its product is annotated as phosphotriesterase-related protein-like. The transcript is spliced from 8 exons. Bases 120 to 1166 code for a protein of 348 amino acids. NCBI's taxonomy places the organism in Eukaryota, Metazoa, Mollusca, Bivalvia, Pectinida, Pectinidae. Gene Ontology annotation, biological process: catabolic process. The record is from RefSeq and is a predicted model, not a curated record. Gene Ontology annotation, molecular function: zinc ion binding.
CCGGUUAUCUACGAGAAUGAUAGCGUGACCUGCAGAUAAUAAGUUUGCUAUCGAGUUUUCGAGUAUUUCUAAACACCUGUAUGUGACAGGACGUUACUUUGUGACAUAUCCAAGACAAUAUGGCUAAAAUACAGACAGUGCUAGGCCUCAUAGAGCCUAGUGAGGCUGGAGUAACCAUGGCUCAUGAACACCUCAAAAUGGAGUUUCACUCGAUGUAUUCGCCACAUCCUGAUUCAAAGAUACAAGAUAAGAAGGAUGAUGACAUCACAAUGGAAAACUUGUGGUGGAUACGUCAGCACCCAUAUAGUAGUGUGCGAAACCUAUAUCUGAACGAUGUAGAGGAAGCUGUGACUGCAGAGAUGGAGUAUUACAAGAGUAAUGGAGGUGGAACCAUUGUGGACGUUACGACCAUGGGUAUAGAACGAGACAUCAAAUUUCUCCAGAAAGUGUCACAGGAGACUGGAGUCAACGUAGUGUCUGGAAGUGGAUUUUAUGUAGAAUCCACCCGACCUGAAACGGUUGGUAUGACAGUGGAGGAGAUGGCUAAUGUGAUGACUGCUGACAUCUCCAGUGGAUGUGACAGUACCUCUAUCAAAUGUGGAUGUAUUGGCGAGAUCGGUUGUUCCUGGCCACUGGGAGCAUCAGAGAAGCGAGCUGUCCAAGCUUCUGGUGUGGUACAACAGGACCUCGGCUGUCCAGUAAUCUUCCAUCCCGGUCGCCACCAGGACGCACCGUUUGAGUUGGUGCGCAUUUACCAGGAGGCUGGUGGAAGGGUAGACAAACUGAUCAUGUCCCACCUAGACCGAACAAUCAGUGAUGUGGAUCUCCUUAUAGAGUUUGCAAGACUUGGCUGUUACUGUGAGUUCGACCUAUUUGGAAUUGAAAAUUCACAUUACCAGUUUGCUGAAGAUUUGGACAUGCCCAAUGAUGCUGAGAGGAUUAGACGAAUCAAGUCUCUUGUGUAUGCUGGGUUUGAGGACCGGGUUACCAUUGCCCAUGACAUACACACCAAGAUCCGGCUGAUGAAGUAUGGAGGCCACGGAUUCUCCCAUAUCCUGUUGAAUAUCCUUCCAAAGAUGCAGCAAAGAGGAAUAUCCAAAGCAAUUGCAUACAAAAUGGUAGCCGAUAACCCACAAAGAUGGCUGGCCUUUAAUCCACCAAACUGACAGUUUAUAAAGGUGGCUGUUUUAUCAUCCAUCAAACCAAUUAUCAACAAAGAUGGCUGGUAUAUAUUCCUUUAACUGAAGCUUUGGUUGAAUAAUGCAGGCCUUUCUAUGGAUAAUAAAUUUGAAUAUAUGAAAAAAAUUAACACUAACCCUAAUUUUACAUGACCAUAUGACUAUCUGAUUGAUUCUGUAAAUUGAUUAUCCGUUUGACAGCUUUUACCUAAUAAUUUUAUUGAAUUAUACCCAAGAUGGCCAAGAAUGAUCACCAGCCAAAGUAGCUUACACUACCUAUAACACCGAUGUGAAGUCCCUUAUGUAUAGUUCCACAUAUAUAGACUGUAUCAUUCUAUACAAGUUACUAAUAAGCAAUGUACACAGCUUUGUUAAGCUGGUAUUAUACAAACACCAAGGCAUACACAUCAGGGGGUUCUGAUUAAGGGCUCAGGAUUGAUACAAAGUUUUAUUAUAGCCAUGCAAUGUUGGUGCCCAGGAUUGAACUUUACAAUAAAUCAACAUCAGGAUUCAGCAUGAGCAGCAAACUC